Salarias fasciatus (jewelled blenny) is the source of this 1233-nucleotide messenger RNA. RefSeq names its product tetratricopeptide repeat domain 1 (gene ttc1). Lineage: Eukaryota; Metazoa; Chordata; Actinopteri; Blenniiformes; Blenniidae. The record is from RefSeq and is a predicted model, not a curated record. The transcript has 8 exons. Gene Ontology annotation, molecular function: protein binding. Bases 54 to 1058 code for a protein of 334 amino acids.
AAGAUGCUGUGACGUCAGAAGGAGCUGUCGGCUCGCGCACCGGUUUUUCCAGGAUGAGCAGUGGAGGAGGCGAACAGAGCUGCUGCGCCACAGCCAGAAAACCCCCUCAGGGGGAGGAGGAGGAAGACUUCUUCGACUGUGAGGAGGACCUGGUGCCUCCUGGAGCCAGAGAGAACCGGCACGACAGAACCGGGGCUGACGGGAGGCAAGAUGGCAGUGGAACAACAGGACAGGAGGAGCAACAGCAGGAGGAGGAGGUGGAGAACCACAGGCUGCAGGAGGAGAAUCAGCAGGAGGAAGAGCGAGUGCCUCCUGGAGCUACAGACUCCCAACAAGACGGAACUGAAUCUGACAGAGCAGGAGGGGUGGAGGAGGAGGAGCACAGGCUGCAGGAAGAGGAGCAGGAUUCAGACUCAGAACUGAAGGCGGAGGUCAGCCCAGCUGUUGAGUUUGACGACGACCACCUGAGGGAGAUAGAGAAAGACCUGACAGAGGAGGAGAAGGAGAGUCGACGGCAGGAAAGUCUCACACUGAAGGAGGCGGGAAACAGUCUGUUCAAGGCAGGAGACUGGACAGAGGCUGAGCGGAGCUACACCGAGGCGCUCACGUUGUGUCCGGUCUGCUUCAGUAAAGAGCGAUCCAUCCUGUUCUCCAACCGAGCGGCUGCCAGAGGACACCUGGAUCUGAAAGAUUCAGCGAUCUCAGACUGCAGCAGAGCAAUAGACCUCAAUCCAGAUUACCUGCGAGCACUGCUGAGGAGGGCGGAGCUCUACGAGCAGACGGACAAGCUGGACGAAGCCCUGGAGGACUACAAGAAGGUUCUGGAACGAGACCCGGGCCACAGCGGCGCCAGACAGGCCUGCAUGCGGCUGCCUCAGCAGAUCCAGGAGCGGAACGAGAAGCUGAAGGAGGAGAUGAUGAGUAAACUGAAGGAUCUCGGGAACAUGUUCCUCAGGCCGUUCGGACUUUCCACCAACAACUUCCAGGUGAACCAGGACUCAGCCAGCGGCUCCUACUCCAUCAACUUCGUCCAGAACCCCAACAACAACAACAGAUGAUGCCGAGGUCGCGCCGCACGCCGUGGGGAUUUGUAAAUAACUAAAUGUGGACUAUUCCCUCGCCACGCUAAGCGGAGGAGACGUGUUGGGUUUUCUGAGUGCAGUAAUGUAUCCAGUGGGUGUGAGCCUCACAGGUCUCAGCCCACAGACGGACCGUGUGAAAUAAAAACAGAAC